UGCGUAAACAAAACAAGACUCCGUCAAGGAUCCGUCUGUCGUGUCUGCGGUGUGUUUUUCUUCACAGCCAUGUUGAGACCGAAAUUCGAUAAUUCGAGCGACGUUUGAGGCCCCCGUUUCACUGAACCGAGCGAGAAUAAAAAUGCCCAAGUGCGAUGCCAAGACCAGAUACAUCCCCGCGACCUUCGCAUGGACCCUGCUCAUCGUCGCCACCACUCUGUUCUUUUACUAUCCGGCGCAGUACUUCCUCCCGACCCACCCAUGGAUCCCAGCCUGUCAGGCGGUACUCACCUUCUUCGUCCUGGCCAACUUCACCCUGGCCACAUUUAUGGAUCCAGGCAUCAUACCCAAAGCGCCCCCUGACGAGGACAGAGACGACGACUUCCGCGCGCCCCUCUACAAAAACGCGGACAUAAACGGAAUUACCGUGCGAAUGAAGUGGUGCGUCACCUGCAAGUUUUACAGGCCACCCAGGUGUUCGCAUUGUAGUGUAUGUAACCACUGUAUCGAGACUUUCGACCACCACUGUCCCUGGGUGAACAACUGCAUCGGCAGACGGAACUAUCGCUUCUUCUUCUUCUUUCUGAUCACCCUCAGUUUGCACAUGAUCAGCAUUUUCGCUCUCAGCUUGAUUUUCGUGCUGCACAAUCAGAAAAGUAUACCGAGUACCGAACCGAUUGUGGCUAUUGGGCUAAUGGUUGUCGUAGCCUUGUUAGCUAUCCCGAUAUUCGGCUUGACAGGUUUCCACAUGGUCCUGGUGGCCAGGGGCCGAACCACUAAUGAACAAGUGACUGGGAAGUUCAAGGGGGGCUACAACCCCUUUUCAAGGGGCUGUUGGCAUAACUGUUGCUACACCCAGUUUGGGCCCCAAUUUCCUAGCCUAGUAAAACCGUAUAAGUACAAUGUGAAAAGGAAACAUUGCCCCCAUGGCCCCAUUGCCACGAUCACCAGCGAUAAUCAGGUGAAGACUUACAUGGACAACAGCAAUGGGGUCAGGAAUAUCAACUCGCAUGCUUAUAAUAAGAUGUCGCCGGGUCGGGACGCGAUGGACAUCGACAUGAUGGAGCCGUCCGCGUCUCAGUCGCAGGACUGCGAGCCGACGCCCCCCCUCCAAAGGCACGGCAGCAAGAGCAACUUCUUCUUGCCCCCCACCUCGAUGGCCCCCCCACAAAUUCAUCAGAACAUGAUGAUGGGAGGGGGCGGCGGGGGGCCGCCCAAUGGCGACGACUCGCCCGCCCGACAUCCGGUCAUGCGCGGGGCGUACUAUCCGGCGCGGGGAAGCCCCCAUCCGCGCCCCAGGGGGGUGGAGGGCUCGAGGGGCGGCACUCCUGACAGUUUAGGACCCCAAAGGGCUUCGCCCACCAUGCAGCAGCGAAUCAAAGCGCUGGGGGUUCCCACCCCCUUGGCCAUGUCUAGUCCAGUGAGAAGGUCGAACCCGAGCACGCCGACGCAGCCGCGCAGGCCCGAUUUUAUCGGGGUGGUUUAUGCGCAGCAGCAGCAACAACAAGCGACCGCUGCGCAGCAACAGCAGGCGAGCGGGAACUAUUACGAGUUUCAGCCGCAGGAGCGCGGUGGCGCUGUCGUCGGUCAGUACGGGGGAAGUCCGCAGCGUCGGUUCUUGUCUGAGGGCGAAUUAGUGCGGCAGGAGCAGCAGCUGAGUUACCCCCGGUCGAAUAACACGGUGGAUAACAUUAGGGAGUUGGCGAACUCGCCCCAGAGGGGGGUUUAUAUGUGGAAGGAUACGUCCCCGAGCGGUUAUCCCCCACCACAGGCCGACUUUUACCGAUCGAACCCGACUAGUCCGACUCAGCAGCAGCAGCAGCAACUCAGCUACGCGCCGCCCCCUCAACAGACCAGGACGUACCACCCGGCGAUGAGGGGCGGCGUGGCGGUUUAUCCGCCCCCCAGUCCCCAAGUCCACCGGAAAAUGGGCGCGAACGCGCCCAACGUGGGCGACAACAGGCGCAGGCCGAUGUCCUUUGUCCGGGCUCUGGAGAUGUCCGACACGGUGGAUUUGGGGGCGCAGGGGCACCCGAUGACGCAACGGCCCUCCACCCCCGACCGCACGAGCGUCUACGACAUGAAUUACGAGAUUUCCGUAUAGGGGCGGAGAGGGCACUCGUGUCGCAGGGAUGAUUGAGUGCCCUAAUGGCGAUUAUCCGUUUCUCUGUAUCAGAGACUGGGGCCCUAAUACCUUAGGGCGCGACACAUAUUAAAAAAAAAAGUAAAAAAACACGGGAGGCGCAGGUCACUUUCAUAAUAAUGUUUGACGCGUGAUUUGUUUUCAUUUCGGUUAACUGUACAACGAAAGUGAUAUAUCAAAUUGUAACAGUGAACUUCCCUCCCUCCCUUUCCUCAUCCCCUUCCCCCAGAUUGUUGUGCGUAGAUUUGUUGGGGUGUAAAAACGAUCCUUAAUAAACGCUAAAGGUGCUAAGAUGUUCCUAGAAAAGGGUUUCAUCGCCCCCCAAUUUUAUUUUAUUUUUUUGUUACUUUAUUAUUACCCCUUUCCGCAAAAGUCUUAACUUGUUUGUACAUAGUUUACUACGCCCCCUGUAUGUGUAUGUAAAUAGUUGUCUGUGUAGUGCGAGAACUCUCUCUAUCUCUAUCUAUCUUUAUUAAAUUAGAUAGUGUGCGUUAUUUUGUUUAAAUAAGUGCCAAAAACUCCCCCUCACCCCUUAAGUAAGACGCCAUCUACUGUAAAGAUUAUCGGUGUGACAAGGACAAAAAAAUAUAUAUUAUGUUUGUUGCACGUCGGUUGGUAUACAGGGUGAUAGAACCAGGAAGCAUUUACUUACGCCCCCCCCCCUGUAUAUGUGUGACCCUCUCCCUCCCCCCGAGUCCACUUUUGUCGUGUAUGUUAACCCGUUUUCUUUGUACUUAUAGAUUUGUAAUAUAGUUUUUGUUAAACCCUUAUAAAUAAAUUGUGAAAAGAACGUA
Molecule: messenger RNA, 2937 nt
Organism: Anthonomus grandis grandis
Lineage: Eukaryota; Metazoa; Arthropoda; Insecta; Coleoptera; Curculionidae
Gene: Zdhhc8
Product: palmitoyltransferase ZDHHC8
Exons: 12
Coding region: 143-2104 (653 amino acids)
Biological process (GO): protein palmitoylation
Molecular function (GO): palmitoyltransferase activity
Source: RefSeq, a predicted model, not a curated record